UAUCGUUUCCUUUACUUGGAAGGCUUCAAAUUCCAUAUUUUCUUUGAUGAGGAUUGGGCUUCUGGAAAUAUGUGAGGGCCACACCCUCAUUCCCUCGCUUAUAUAAUCCCUGUCUUGUGAUUGAGUUAGAACUCUACCACAAGGUCUUCCUUUUCUGUGUCUGCGUGAGAGAAAAAGAGUGAGAGAGCGAGAGAGCAAGAGAUGGAAGGGAUUUUUUCUGUUUGGAGCUACCAAGAGAGUAUUGAUGAGCUGAAGCACAAGCUUCUCUACACUACUUAUGAACUAGAAUCUGCAAGAAUGGAUGCAAAAGUGGAGAUGAAAAAGAAUGAGGAGAAUGUAAAGCAACUUCUCCAACUCCUUAAUUCUGCUUACCAUGAAAGAGAUGAAGCACGAGUUCAGCUGCAGAAAGUACUAAACAGAGUCACUCCAAAUAGCCAAACAGAAAUCUUUUCUGUUUUUCCGAAUCUUCAAUCGGAGUGCGCUGCAUUGAAACCCAAAGGACUGAAUUCAAGCAUUACUGAAUCAGAUAGUCUAUCUGAAACAUACAAUCAUCACUCGUAUGGUUCAUCCCCUGUAGAUUCAUUCAUCGAUGCAGUUUCUUCUCCAGAAAUGUCGAACAUGAAUGUUGGUGAUUCAUGUAACCUUGGAGUGCCACAGCAGCCACCCAUUCAAGAAUGUAAUGUCCCAAUCUCCAUGGACAUCUUCUCUGCAGGAAAUAUAUCUCCAUCACUUGGUACUAUUUCCUCAGGUGCACCCAAGGUUGAUCAUGCUUCAUCAGUAAUUGAUAAUCUCACCAAGGGAAAACCACUUCCUCAAAAAGGCAAACUGCUACAAGCUGUAAUGGAAGCAGGACCACUGCUUCAGACAGUACUUGUUGCAGGACCUCUUCCUCGAUGGCGAAAUCCGCCACCUUUGCAACCAUUCCAAAUACCAGCUGUUUCAAUCAAAGGUUGUGAUCCUGAAAAAAUUAAUCAGAAACCAGUUCCCAGUCCGAAUUACAAGGUUCAAAGUUUGUUUGGUUCAUCAUACCUUGAGAUGUCAUCUCAGAUAUGCUCUACAUCUUUGUUGAAUUUGUCAAGCAGUCCAGUUUCAUGUUUGGACAAUGGGGAACUAUUAUCUACUCCAAUGAAUCAGGACUUUUCCCACAGAUAUAACAGUACUGGGAAACGGCUAAGACUCCACUAAGAUAAUGCACCUUCUUAUUGUCUAACUUAGCCAAGCAGCACCUAUACUUUUUCUAUCGUCUGUAUAAAUACAAAUGUUGAUGGUGUAGAUGGAAUAUUUCCCUUUUUUUUCAAUAAAUUCUACUGACUUAUUAUAGCCAAACUUUACUU
Molecule: messenger RNA, 1334 nt
Organism: Telopea speciosissima
Lineage: Eukaryota; Viridiplantae; Streptophyta; Magnoliopsida; Proteales; Proteaceae
Exons: 2
Coding region: 202-1185 (327 amino acids)
Source: RefSeq, a predicted model, not a curated record